UGAUGGUUUGGGCAGGUGGUUGUGUGUUUGUAUGUGAUAAGUUCAUUUUUUUUUUUCCCGAACAGUAGUGUUGUGGUUAAAGUGAUUGCUCUGUAUAACGGCGGCCUGCAGUAGUAAUGUUUUGACUGACCCAUAACUCAGCGGUCAAUGUCAUUGAGUGUUUGAAAACAAUAGAAAAAUGAAUAAAGCUAUAUGUUCAGCAGAAGUCAAAUGGCAAUUUGUAUCGUAGUCGUGUGAUGACAGUAUAUAAAUAUUUUUUUUGCGAAAUUUCAUGAAAUAUAAAAGCAGAAUGGAUGCGAAUUUGAGCAAAUUGAAUCACUUGCGCAUCAGUGACAAUACGAUUAGCGCCCCUCAAGAAAUUGACAGAAGCACUCAUAGGGUUGUGGCAUCGGAGUCUGGUUAUGGACGUAUUGUGCCAAAGUCGGUCGACAGUCAAGGGAAGUCCCUGUCUAGUUCGGCAAUGUGUGGUGUUGGUGUUUCUGGAACGCCUGCCGGCUAUGAAGUGAUGACAUCGGGAUCAAGAUCUCUUCCUUCUAGUUCUGUGGCGUCGCCAAUCAAGAGUGCUGGACGUCACCAUGACGCUGGUAAACAACGUUCUGUCGGUGCCAUAGAAAGUUUUGUUGUUGAAGGCUCUGGGAAUACAAAUGUUAAGGCACAGCCAACAGACUAUAAAAUAUAUGAAAGAGGCAACAUCAUUGCAGCAUCAAAAUUUGCAACUCCAAAACAGGUUGAAACAAUAGCCUCACUCUCAGGUACCAAGACAGAAACUUCGGCUCCCAUGCGAACUCCCCAGAGUACUGAUAAUUCUCCAUCUGAUUCUUGCAAGUAUUAUGCAACUAAUAAAUUGACUAAUAGCCCAACCCAUAGUCAUAGUGGUUCCAGUAAAGAUUCACAACAGUCAAACAGCCCUCGCAGUAGCAUGGUAUGCCCUGGACAAGGAUUCGCUAAUGUGUCCACACCUUUGUAUGAAAAUUUGGAAUACUACACUUCUGGCCGGAAUGUGCCAGCAGGACCUUAUUACCAUCAGAUGUCUCCACACAUAGGAAGUUCUCAUUCCAGUUUUGGCUCUCAGGACUCGAAGCAUUCCAGCCCAAGGGCUAGUAUAGCCGAAGGUGUUUUACAGUAUGAAUCAAAUUACCGAAAAGCCCAACCCCAGGUUCCAACUGGUGGUAGGUAUGCAUCUCUUUCUGGAGUGUCAAAUAAGGAGUAUCCUCCCUAUGAAGCACCCCCAGUUUAUGAGAAUAUCCAAGACCUCGGUCUGUCAAAUGCACCUUCAUUAAGUAAAUCUGCUUUAAAUUAUGAACCAGCAAAGCCAGGGCCUCAAGUGGCAGUUUCUGCAGAUCAGAGAUUGCAUGGGAACCCUUCAACAAAACAUUCCUUGAACUUUGUUCCUCCUAUGACAGUUGCAAGGCCAGGAGCAACUAGUCCAGCAACAUCACAACCCGUUUCACCUAGAACGAACAAUCUCCCUCCACCACCACCAUACCCUGGUAGUGCAGCAUCUAAUGUGGGUGGUGCCAUGACCUCAAAUUCUCCAGCAGGUCAAUCGCAGCUGUCAAGUAAUGCCAAUGUUCCACCUUAUUCCAGCAAUUCAUCGGAGGGUUCUCAUAACAAUCGUGCCAGUAUUCCUUCUCGAAACUAUGGAAGUAAUGCUGCUAAUGCUCCACUAUCUUCAGGUGAAGCAAUUCGUACUAUGUCACCAAACACAACGUAUGUCCCUGCAACAUCAAACAUUCCAUUAGGUGUUCCAUCAGCAUUGAAAUCUAAUUUGAAAAAUCAUACUGGAAAUUCUUAUUCUGCAACUAGCAAACCAAAUGUAAAUGGUAACGGUGAUUACGUUGUAAUGACUGGGAACAGUGGUCAGGUGGCACCGGUACAGCUUGCAACUAGUUAUCAGAGGGGCACGUCAUCUGGUGUUGCGAAUGCAGUAUAUGUCAGUAUGGGACCCUCACCACCAGCUGAAGUUCAGUCUUCAGGCCUACAGAAGCAGCAGAGUAAUUCACCAGCAACAAAUAAAACAAAACCACUGAUGGGAAAGACACUUUUGCCUUACAGUGUCACACCACCACGACCAAUGGGUCCAACAGAAGCUGAGAAGAAAAUUGAAGAGUUGACCCGCCAGUUAGAGGAAGAGAUGGAGAAGCAAGAAGAAGAAGGGGAGUAUUUUGGUAUAUGUCACACAUGUGGUGAAAAAGUAACUGGAGCAGGCCAAGCAUGCCAAGCCAUGGGCAACCUGUACCACACAAACUGUUUCAUUUGUUGCUCAUGUGGUCGUGCUCUUAGAGGGAAAGCAUUCUACAAUGUUCACGGACGUGUUUAUUGUGAAGAAGAUUACUUGUACUCGGGCUUCCAACAGACAGCUGAAAAAUGUGCUAUCUGUGGUCAUUUAAUAAUGGAGAUGAUCCUGCAGGCUAUGGGAAAAUCAUAUCAUCCUGGCUGCUUCAGAUGCUGCAUCUGCAAUGAGUGUUUGGAUGGUGUUCCAUUUACAGUGGAUGUUGAUAACAAGAUAUAUUGUGUUAAUGACUACCACAGGAUGUUUGCUCCCAAAUGUGCGGCAUGUGGGAAAGGAAUAACGCCUGUUGAGGGUACAGAAGAGACAGUAAGGGUUGUGUCUAUGGAUAAGGAUUUCCAUGUUGAUUGUUACAUAUGCGAGGAUUGUGGUAUGCAGCUUACAGAUGAGCCAGAUAAACGUUGUUACCCACUGGAUGGUCACUUGAUGUGCAAGUCGUGUCAUAUUCAGCGCUUAAGUCACCAACCAAGGCAACUUCAGGGAGUUCCAGCAAGUUAUCAGUAUCUGGGUUAAAGUACACACUGUGUACCCAUUUUAUGGAAUGUUGAUUUUACAUCCAAUUUCGUUCAGUCUGAUGCAGAAGAAAAGCACAGCUGCCCAGAUAUUUCGUUGUACGAUAGCUACGUGGCUAAGUAUAAGUGUUACACUUUUUGUGAAAAUAUUCUGUUAAAAUAUGUUUAGUGUAAAACUUGGACAGAACCUGAGUCUAGAGUGCUCUAAAAAUGAACCAGUUUUUUUAAAAUUAUGUAAUAUGCGUGUGUGUGUGUGUGUGUGUGUGUUUUCAACUCCUUUUGUCAGAGAUUGUAUUGCACAAGGGAGGAUUAGUGAAGUUCCUCCAGUAAGUCAUACCAUUGGGUGACCUACAGCUCACUCUUUCAGACUACAAUAAAUUAUGCAUUAAACUACUACUACUACUACCGAUGUACCUAUAAUCAUUACUUAUCUUAGGACAUUCAGAUAGCCUGUACUGAUGCAUAAAAGGCCCUAUGAUUAUAGUCAUUUAUGUAACAUUCCUUAUCCAGUUAUCUACAAUACAUGUGCAUAGAUUUUUUAGACCAUCAUGUAAAUAAACAGAUUUGUCAGGGAUCUUACAAUUAGUUGAGCAUCAGGCAGAUCUGUGGGAAGUAGCUGGCAACAGCACGGUAAAGACACAUGUGAUAUAACCUACACCAGCUGAGGUUGCAUCAUCACUGAUUUUGCGGGAUACAGUUUUGAAGAAGUGACAGGUAUUAGAUUACAUUACUUGGACAUUUGUAGUUUCCACUUUUUUUUCCCCAUCAUGGAAAAACUGUUUCAGCAUGGGAUACAGUUCUCGCUGUAGAUGCUAUAGUUAUAGGCUUCAGCAUUUACUUGUUUCAACCUAGCAAUACACAUUUUCUUUCAUACUGCUGUUCCUUAUCGUGUCUGGUAUGAAUAUUCUAAAGUUUGCAGGAGCACUACCAGCCUUGAUUUAUACAUCAAUAUUGGUGUGGAAAAUUACUCUUUCACACUUCAGGAAGUAGUACCACAUAGUGUUAAGACCAUUCAAUUGUCUGGCAAAUUUAAAUACAAUCAGUACAGUAAAAAAUUUUGGCAUUUACAAAUUAAAAAGACUGCCCUGUACCCCAUAAUAGAUAAGGUUUUCAUAUUGUUGUGUAAGGAAUGAGAAAGGGAAUGUUUACUUUUACUGUAAUAAACACAUGUAGAAUCUAAUUCACUGUAGUCUGCUAUAGCAAGUAAGGCUGAUUAAAAUUUUUGCUUAAUGCAGCUACAGAGUAUGUUCUACCAUGAAGUUUUAAAGAAAUUGUUGGUCUGUUAAAAGAAAAAAAACUGCCUAUGUCUGUACAAUUAUUGAAAACACUAGACUCAGUAUAUAAACAUGCUGUAGAAUAAAUAACUUUACAUAGCACAUAAUGUCCUUUCUGUGAUAUGCAUAAGCAGGUUCUAUGUUUCUGAAUUAGAAAAUAUAUGUAUUUGGUUGUGACACACAACUUUAUAAAGAUUAAACAAUGUAAGGCAAUUAAGCAGACCAUUUAUGCGUCAAUCUCGAAGGGAAGAGCUUUAAGUUAUCUGUUCAUUCCAUGAUACACAGAUGCAUAGAUGGUUCAUAUGUGUACAAGAUGGAAAUGGCUUUAUAUUUUUUGUAUAAAAUAUAAUUACUUGAAAAUAAAGUGAAUUUAUUUAAACACCA
Messenger RNA from Schistocerca americana (American grasshopper), 4460 nucleotides. RefSeq names its product LIM domain-containing protein jub (gene jub). NCBI's taxonomy places the organism in Eukaryota, Metazoa, Arthropoda, Insecta, Orthoptera, Acrididae. The transcript is spliced from 9 exons. Gene Ontology annotation, molecular function: transcription corepressor activity. Gene Ontology annotation, biological process: response to hypoxia; positive regulation of miRNA-mediated gene silencing; regulation of DNA-templated transcription. Bases 272 to 2803 code for a protein of 843 amino acids. The record is from RefSeq and is a predicted model, not a curated record. Gene Ontology annotation, cellular component: nucleus; P-body; transcription regulator complex.